Molecule: messenger RNA, 570 nt
Organism: Humulus lupulus (European hop)
Lineage: Eukaryota; Viridiplantae; Streptophyta; Magnoliopsida; Rosales; Cannabaceae
Product: protein FAR1-RELATED SEQUENCE 5-like
Exons: 1
Coding region: 1-570 (189 amino acids)
Source: RefSeq, a predicted model, not a curated record
AUGGUAUCGGUCCCUGAGUUGCAAUUCCUCAAGAAUAAUCGUGUGGUGUCUGACGAUUUGCUUGCACAAGUUCGUUCGAUGAACUCAGUCGGGAUAAAGACUUCUCAAAUUAUGUCCCAUAUUGCUAUGCAAUCAGGAGGUUAUGAGAGAAUGCCAUGUCAAGUCAGAGAUGUGUACAAUAGAGUAGCAGGAGCAAUUAGGGAAGAAAAACUGGAAACUAAUGCGGAAGGUGCAUUAGGAUUCUUGGAUUGUCUUUCUGUGCGAGAUCCAAACUUUUUUGUGUACCACCAAGCUGACACAGAAAACAGACUCGCCAAUGUAUUCUGGGCUGACGAAACUGCAAGAAUUGACUACCGAGCAUUCGGGGAUGUGAUAGCAUUUGACACAACGUACAUGACCAACACGUACAACAAGCCAUUGUGCAUUUUGAUGGGUGUCAACCACCAUUUCUCAACUUGUAUUUUUGGGUUUGCGUUGCUCAUAAAUGAAAAAAUGGAGACUUACUCAUGGAUGCUAAGAGCAUUCUUAGAAUGUCACCAUAAAAAAAAAACGUUCAGUCGUGGUCACUGA